GUUUCAGCUCCGCCCAUCUUUUCCCCACAUGUGCAAUUUUGUGCAUGCAUGCACGUAUGAUCAUGGCUGCUGCUUUGUUGGAGGAGACAUGGCAUGAGGAGCGUGUUUGUGGCGAGCUGGACCUCAGCCUCACUCUGACCACAGGGCAAGCCUUCAGAUGGCACAGCCUAGGAGGGGAUGAUGGGAUCACGUGGGUGGGGGCGGUGGGACAAUAUGUGUUUGCACUCAAGAGCCGAGACGACUCCACCCUCACUUAUCACACUCUCCAUACCCCACAAGACCACACCCAUACACCCUCACACACUCUCCGAGACUAUUUCCGACUAGAUACUGACCUUUCUGAACUUUGCACUUCGUGGGCCAACGCAGAUCCAAAUUUUAACUCCAAAGUCUCUCAAUAUAAAGGCGUACGUUUAUUGAGACAAGAUCCGCUCGAAAACGUCAUUUCCUUCAUUUGUUCCUCCAAUAAUAAUAUCGCGAGAAUAUCAGGAAUGUUGAAUUCUCUCUGUGAAAAUCUCGGGGAGCCGAUCUGUUGCUAUGGUGACCAUACCAUAUAUGGAUUUCCGACACUUGAUUCGUUAUGUGCUGACAAUAUGGAGUCUACUUUAAGAGACUUGGGGUUCGGAUACAGGUCAAAGUAUGUUGCCAUGGCUGCAAAAAGCAUCGUCGAGAAGGGUGGUGUGGAGUGGUUGCUUGGACUGAGAGAAAAACCAUACGCUGAGGUCGUGACCUCACUACGAACUCUGUCUGGGGUGGGUCCAAAGGUCGCGGACUGUGUAGCGAUGAUGUCAUGUGACAAGCUAGAGGCUGUACCAAUAGACACGCACGUGUGGAGUGUAGCUGUACGAGACUAUGGGCUAGCAAAAAAGAAUAAAUCUCUCACAGCGUCUGCCUAUAAAGAGAUAGGUGAUCACUUCCGCGAUUUGUUUGGGCCAAUGGCAGGAUGGGCUAUUGCUGUGCUGUUUGUCGCUGAUUUAGAUAGAAGUGGGAGGUACAAAGGUGAGAGUAUACAGAGUCCAAAGGGCAGCAAAGGAAAAAGAAAAAGAAAAGAUCAGCAGUCUUUGAAAUCUGCUAAGAAACGAAAAACUUAAUUAAUUUUAGUUGUAUCGUGUGCUAAUUGUCCGAUAUUUAAUCAUUGCUGUUCCAUCCAUAUUAAUCCAUCAUCAAUUAA
Messenger RNA from Halichondria panicea, 1171 nucleotides. Its product is annotated as N-glycosylase/DNA lyase-like. The record is from RefSeq and is a predicted model, not a curated record. Gene Ontology annotation, molecular function: damaged DNA binding; 8-oxo-7,8-dihydroguanine DNA N-glycosylase activity. Gene Ontology annotation, biological process: base-excision repair, AP site formation; nucleotide-excision repair; base-excision repair. NCBI's taxonomy places the organism in Eukaryota, Metazoa, Porifera, Demospongiae, Suberitida, Halichondriidae. Gene Ontology annotation, cellular component: nucleus. The coding region runs from base 45 to 1091 and encodes 348 amino acids. The transcript has 5 exons.